AUGUUUGUCCUCUCCGAGCUCGAGGACACCAUCGCGGUGCACCCCAACCACUUUGGCAUGCCGACGAUCCAGGCCGUGUCGGACCAGAUCAACCGGAAAUUUGCCAACAAGAUCCUUCAGGAUGUGGGGCUCUGCAUCUCGCUCUUCGACAUCUCCUCCUGCUCCGAGGGCAGAGUGCGAUGGGGCGACGGCCUUCUCUACCACAAAGUCACCUUCCGCCUCAUCGUCUUCCGGCCUUUCACCAACCAGGUCCUCGUCGGAAAGAUCAAGAGCUCCGAUGAAACCGGCAUCCGAGUCACGAUGGGCUUCUUCGACGACAUCUACAUCCCCGCACCGCAUAUCCCUGCACCAUCGGCCUUUGACCACCAGGAGAGGGCAUUCUUCUGGCUCUUUGAGGCGAGGACCCCCCAGAUUGCAGAGGAUCCGCUCCUCUCUGCGCCAGAGGAGAGAAUGUACCUGGAUCCGGGCGAGCUCAUCAGGUUCAGCGUCGAGUCGGACCAGUUCUACGACGCCGAACCCGGCCCACCCUCCGGGACCGACGCGAGCGGGGGUCCACACCUCGAUCCUCAUAGCCGCGAAGCUGCAAAGAAAGACACGCGGCCUCACUACUCUCUUACCUGCUCCAUCUCGGGACAAGGUCUUGGACUCGUCUCAUGGUGGGCGGGCGCCGAACAGACUGAAGCGGUAGAUGGAGGAGGAGCAGAAGAGGUGUACGACUACGAUUCAGCCCAGCAGACAGAAGUCGUCGCCGGGCACGCCGAGCAACAAGCCGCACCACAAGUCGAGCACGACGAAGAGCUAUAG
Messenger RNA from Pseudozyma flocculosa PF-1, 804 nucleotides. RefSeq lists its product as uncharacterized. The transcript is spliced from 2 exons. The record is from RefSeq and is a predicted model, not a curated record. Lineage: Eukaryota; Fungi; Basidiomycota; Ustilaginomycetes; Ustilaginales; Ustilaginaceae. Gene Ontology annotation, biological process: DNA-templated transcription; transcription initiation at RNA polymerase III promoter. Gene Ontology annotation, cellular component: RNA polymerase III complex. The coding region runs from base 1 to 804 and encodes 267 amino acids.